Hydractinia symbiolongicarpus is the source of this 2483-nucleotide messenger RNA. Its product is annotated as H/ACA ribonucleoprotein complex subunit 2-like protein. Gene Ontology annotation, biological process: rRNA pseudouridine synthesis; snRNA pseudouridine synthesis. The transcript has a single exon. Lineage: Eukaryota; Metazoa; Cnidaria; Hydrozoa; Anthoathecata; Hydractiniidae. The coding region runs from base 1252 to 1728 and encodes 158 amino acids. Gene Ontology annotation, molecular function: box H/ACA snoRNA binding. The record is from RefSeq and is a predicted model, not a curated record. Gene Ontology annotation, cellular component: box H/ACA snoRNP complex; nucleolus.
UUUGCUGUUAGCGGAGACGAAAACUGUUUGUUGAGAGCCCCUAACUAUUUUUAUAUACUUCUCUAUUUAAAAGCAAGUUUUAAUUCUGCAUAAGUUUCUUUUUUAAGUUGUUUUUAUUGAUCUGUGUGGUCUUUUGUUUGAAUAUUUAUCAAGAUGCUUGUAUAGACUUUUCAAGAAUUGUAGGCAAACAAACUUUUAAAUGAAGUGGAAACGUUUCGCAGCGACGUAUCCACAGUGUAUUUGCUACUGUUUAACCAGUAUGAGAAUUCUUACAGUAACCAGAAAUAUGAAAAAGUUAAAAAUUAAAAUUGCUAUGUCAGAUUUGCAGGUUUUCUUGUGAUGUUUGUGCUUUUUCAAAUCUAAUGCGAUUCAGCAAUGUACAAAUUAUAUAUUAACACUUUUUGUAAUGCUUCACUGCCAAGAACAGAAGGUUCAAAGUCCAUACUGACUUCCUCAAAAAAUUGAUCCUCACAUCUCUACUUUCUUUAAGCUAUAACAAAUACAUUUAUUUAUGCAAGUUGGUUUAAAGAUGCUAAAUUAUUUAGCCUUAGUUUGACUUUGUUUUUUAAAAAAAACAAUGUUAUCCCUAAUCCCGUCAUAAAAAUAAGUACGUGCAGGCUAAGCCUAAAAAAGAGAACAUAAUUUUGACAUCCAUCUUUAAUGCUACAGAUACCUAGCCCGCUUUUUAGCUCAUCUCUCAGACUUGCAUUACACAUCCACCUAACCAUUCUCAUAUCAUUCCUUUUUAAACGGUUAAGAUAUUCCUUCUUCACUGCCCAUGUCUCACUACCAUACAGCAUAACACCUAUCACACAGACCUCAUAUAAGCUACCUUUUACCUCAAUUGACAAGACUCUGCUAGUCACCAAAGGAAGUAACCCUCUUAACUUUUUUCAAGGAGGGCGAGAAAAAGAAAAUUCUGAAUUUUUCCUUUUCUUCAGGAAAACUUUGCAGAAUUGUUCUUUGUUACAUGUCCUUUAUUAUUUUAUCUUUUUUUGGCAUUUCAUCUGAAUAUAUUUUUCUUCAGUGUUAGUUUACAUAUGAAAUCUUUGUAUCUUUGAGAGAAUUAAAUAAUGCCUUUUCAACGUUGACUCAUUGGGCUAUUAGGGAAAUCCAAAAAAUUUAGGCAGAAUUUAGUUUCACAAAUCAAAGAAAAUUAGGGAAUUGGUUGAUUGGUUAAAUGCUUCUCUCCAUAAUUUUUUUUAACAUGUUUUGGGCAAAGUUUUUUUUAAGGUUAAAGAAAACUGAAAAAUGGGAAAGUCAAAAGAUAAAUCGAUCACUGAAGAUGCAGAUAAAACUUUGGAUGUUAGUGUAGUGAAUGCCGAGCGUCCCGACUACGAUGAGCUAGUCUCGAUGGUAAAUAUUAUUUCCAAGCCUUUAGCAAGCAAGAAAAUGACGAAGAGAAUAUACAAAAUUGUUAAGAAAGCAGCAAAAAAGAAGGAAUUACGUAGAGGUGUAAAAGAAGUUGCAAAAGCUAUCCGUAAGAAAGAGAAAGGUUUAGUUAUCUUUGCUGGAGAUGUGUCUCCAUUAGAUGUUUAUUCACACAUGCCAGUCAUGUGCGAAGACAACAAAUUGCCUUACUGUUUUGUGCCAGCGCGUAUUGAUUUGGGAUUGGCGAGUCAAACGAAGCGUGCAACAUGCGUUGUGAUGGUUAAGAAAAGCGACGAUUACGCAGAUGCGUAUACUGAACUUAGAGAUGCCAUAAAAGAACUUCCUUUGCCAUUAUGAAGCAGUUUGCUCGCAACAUAUUUUUUCUGACUGUAAAAAUUGUGUUUAUACAUACAUACACAAUUUUCUUUUCAUGCUUUUAUUAACGCCUGUGGUAUUUAUAGUUGGUAAAAGAAAAUAUCCAGAUAACCCAUGUUCAAUGUUACUAACAGUCAUCGUAAUUUCAUAAAUGGUGACUGUGUGCACAUACAUUUAUAUAAAGAUGACUUUUUAGAUUUAAUGUUUUGGUAUAUACAUAGCUGUGUCACGUGGUAUACAUGGAUAAUUCUAGUGCUUUGGUUGGUUAAUUCGAACUUUUACUAUUUUCAAACAAAUUUCGCGCUUCCUUUCUUUUUUCUUUUUUGUUCCUCGCUGAAACAUUUUCUAUCCCACAAACCACUGUAAUGCCACUGGGUGGUGUACUGCAGUUGGUUUGAGCAUAUUGUUUACGCUUCACUGAAGACUGUGCCAACCGCUUUUUCGAACAUGGAAAGUUAAAUAUGUUCGAAUAAACGAAUAUUCGAAUUAACUAUCAGAAAACAGAGGAGUUUUAUUAAGCAAGUGAAUAAGAAAUUUGUUUGAAAUAGCAGAUAUUCGAUUUAAUAGCAUUUCAAUGUGUUGUGUAGGUAUAAAAUUAGUUUUCGAAAGAAAUGCAAAUUUUUGCUUAUUCUUUAAAUUAGGAAAAUAAUUUCGGGUUUUUUAUUUUAUUUUUUAAGAAGAAGAAAGUGUGUCAAUAUUGUUUUAAGUUUUAAAGCCGAAGAAAACCAUUGUGUUAA